Messenger RNA from Phialemonium atrogriseum, 1185 nucleotides. RefSeq names its product cytochrome b-c1 complex subunit Rieske, mitochondrial. The transcript has 3 exons. Lineage: Eukaryota; Fungi; Ascomycota; Sordariomycetes; Cephalothecales; Cephalothecaceae. The coding region runs from base 1 to 690 and encodes 229 amino acids. The record is from RefSeq and is a predicted model, not a curated record. Gene Ontology annotation, molecular function: quinol-cytochrome-c reductase activity; 2 iron, 2 sulfur cluster binding. Gene Ontology annotation, biological process: mitochondrial electron transport, ubiquinol to cytochrome c. Gene Ontology annotation, cellular component: membrane.
AUGGCGCCUCUCACGACCGCAUCGCGCGCCCUCGCGCGCUCCACCGCGCGGUGCACGAUGCCCGUCCGCGCCCUCAGCACGUCGGCGGCUCGGCUCGAUAGCGCCUCGUCCACCUACCAGAGCCCCUUCGUCAUCGAGCCCAAGAAGGUGCCGAGCUUCGACAAGUACGUGAGCAAGAGCAGCGGCUCCAAGAACCAGCUGUUCUCUUAUUUCAUGGUCGGAACCAUGGGCGCCAUCACGGCUGCCGGCGCCAAGUCGACCAUCCAGGAAUUCCUCGUCAACAUGUCGGCCUCGGCUGAUGUUCUGGCCAUGGCCAAGGUGGAGGUCGACCUGGCCACCAUCCCAGAGGGCAAGAACGUCAUUAUCAAGUGGCGAGGCAAGCCCGUCUUCAUCCGACAUCGAACGGCAGAGGAGAUCGACGAGGCCAACAAGGUCAAUAUCACGGCAUUACGAGACCCCCAGUCCGAUGACGAUCGUGUCAAGAAGCCGGAAUGGCUGGUCAUGUUGGGCGUCUGCACACAUUUGGGUUGCGUGCCCAUUGGCGAGGCUGGUGAUUACGGUGGAUGGUUCUGCCCCUGCCACGGUUCUCACUACGACAUCUCUGGCCGCAUCAGGAAAGGACCCGCUCCUCUCAACCUCGAGAUCCCCGAAUACGACUUCCCCGAGGAGGACAAGUUGGUUAUUGGUUAGACGGUGAAGAGGUGGACAUGUACGGAUAAUAAUGGGGCUAUUCCUUUUCCUCUCGACUGAGCCAGACGGGUUUCUAUAGACGUCAUAGGAGAAAAAGGGGUGUGUUGAGUCCGGUUUUUUGGGGCAUUCCUAGACGUGCCCUUGGCAAUGCCAUUGUACAAAACACAUGAGCAUCGAAACAUCAGUACCUCCUCAAAUGUUUCCCAUGUCUCUCUCUCUGGUCAGUGGUGAGGCGAUUGCUUUCUGGAUGGUCCUGCAGGCGUUGGUGAUCGUGUUUCUGCUCUGCCUCAACCGAGCCAGUAUCCAUGGACCGCUGCGAACAGAGCACAUCUCUGCUGACUCUAGCCAGGUCAAAGUUUCGGCGAUGAUUGACAACGAUAACCUUAAGAUUUAACUUUGGGCCAUUAGGAAUGGCCUCCCAGAAGACGGCAACCAGGUGGCUUGGCCCAUUUUGGCCUAUGGAACGGCCCAAGCAAUACGUCCUGAUCGCCAACU